AUGACGAGAAAGAUUGUUCCCACAGUCUCUACCACCUCAUCCACCGACUCUGUAAAUCAAGAAUUGCUUCAAACACCCAACAAUUCUGGAAAUAUUUUGGAUAAGAAACCUGUUGCUCUUGAAGGAUGGUUUUCAUUGAGAGUGGUCAUUAUUUUAAUGAUCAUUGCUUUACUGGUGACAUGUUCAGUGUUGAUUUGGUUAGCUUCAUUUAUUGGUUCCAAUCAAACAUUUACAGAGCUGUCAAAUUCCUUAAUUUCUCAAGUUGGAAAUAAGAUUAUUGUGUACUUGAAAGGAGAAAUUUCACCCAUUUCAGGAUUGGCUAAAACGAUUGCAGAAGAUUUCAACAGUGGUGUUAUUGGAAGAAGAGCUCUGAAUUAUUUGUGGACGAAGAAUGAAAUUUAUCGCUUCUCAGGAUUUGGUGUCUAUUUUCCAAAUGAAUUCUAUUCAUACACGAAUUUGACAUAUUUUAAAAAUGGCGUUUCAAACCAACAAUUCAUCAUGUAUUAUAAACCAGAAGGUAUGAUUGGAGUAGAGGUGUGGUAUGCUAAUGAGACUGAUGGAUCCAAGGUCUCUAUUUUUAGUAAUCAGACGACACCAUUCAUUGUGUCACAAAGAGACUACUAUGUCACAAGUAUGAAAUAUUUUGAUUUGUAUCAAAGAGAUGGAGUGUAUGGGGAUACUUAUAUUGUUACCAAUAGCACCUCAGUGAUGUAUUAUUCUGCCAAGUUAUUUGAUCCUGUUUUAUACGCUGCCAAUAAGACUAAAAGCGUGGUUGGUAUUUCCAAAGUCAAUAUUUCUUUACUCUCAAUUGAACGGUUCCUUUCGUCAUUGAAGCUUCUUGGAAAUGGUUAUGUCCUGGUCUCAGAAUCCUCUGGCAUGGUUAUUGGAGGUUCUAUUAACACAACCGCUCUGAACAAGAUAUCUCGUGUCUCCUUGUUUGAGUUGACAGAUAGAAAUGCAGGAAUUCUUAUGAAAGAUAUUGCAAACAAAUACGGAGCACUAUCUAAUACCCCAGACAGUUUUCAAAUCAAUAGUAUGGGUGUCGAUUAUUUAAUUUAUCGCAUGAACUUUGAGCUUGAAAAUUUGAGUUGGAAUGUUUAUAUGGUGAUUUAUAUGGAGGACGUCACUAAAACUUCUACGAUCAAUACUGGUAUAUCAAUAGCUAUUGCUACUGUUGUCAUUUUCAUAGGUCUACUAAUGAGUAUUGUUAUUGGCUACUUAAUUACUCAUCCAUUAAGGUAUUUGAAAAACCAGUUUAUGAAAAUUAAGAAAUUCGAUCUCGACAAAAUGAGCUUCACGUCGUCAAGAUUUAAAGAGAUUGACUCGAUUUAUGAAGAUCUUCAUGACAUGGUUGCGUGGCUUAAUGAAUUCAAAAGCUUCUUACCAGAGGCAAUAUUUAAUCAGUUGAGAAACAUGGAGGAAGAGGAGCAAAAUAUCAUUGACCCUCGCAAAUCAAAUACCUUGCAUGAAUCGAAUUCUAAAAUAGCAGUCCAUAAUGAGCAGCACACUAUGGUAGGAUUAAGUAGUCACGGAUUUUCAUUCUCAUCUCGUAAUGGCAGCAGUCUUAUUAAUAAGAAAUUAGAUCCUCAUGGUAAUUUAUUCAAAUUAGGAUUGAUCGAAAAGGAAGUGAGUGUUGUGACGAUCCGAAUUGUGGACAUGUUUAAAAGCGUGACAGUCUCGGAAAUCUCUCAUGUUUUUGCAAAAUUGCCAAUGGAUUAA
Naegleria fowleri is the source of this 1719-nucleotide messenger RNA. RefSeq lists its product as uncharacterized. NCBI's taxonomy places the organism in Eukaryota, Heterolobosea, Eutetramitea, Acrasida, Naegleriidae. The record is from RefSeq and is a predicted model, not a curated record. The transcript has 2 exons. The coding region runs from base 1 to 1719 and encodes 572 amino acids.